AAUCCAUCGAUUCCUGAAAUUAUGUCUGCCCAGAAGAUCGUAUUGAAGGUUAGCAUCAUGUGCAGCAAGUGCGAAGUGUGCGUGAUGAGCACCAUCGCCAAGUUCGACGGCAUCACGUCGAUGGCUUUGGACAAGGAAAAGAGCACUGUCACCAUCGUUGGGAUCGUCGACGUUGUGCUCAUCGUGAAGGCCCUCAGGAAGGCCAAGAAGCCGGCCGAGAUCGUCACGGUGGGGGAGCCAGACAAGCCAGACUCCGGGAAGAAGCCGGAUGCCGAGAAGAAGAAGCCGGAUGCCGAGAAGAAGCCGGAUCCGUACAAAGAUCUGCCGCCGCACUGCAAGGCCUGCACUUACGUGGUGUAUGACGAUUACCAGUCAAAUCAAUGCAUCAUUAGCUAAUUGAUUACUGAGAUCAAUCGAUCAAGAUACAUGUGCAUGUAUUAGCUAGUGCGAUCGAGUAAAUAUGAUUUGCUCUUGGAGCCGUGAUUCGAAAUCGAUUUAAUUAUUUACUGUUGUGGUCGAAUCAUGCACAUAUUGGCCUCGAUCGGAAAGUAUAUAUUUCAGAAAAUAAAGCUAGUACUUUUUAGUAAAUAUUAAUAUUAGAUGUGCAUUUUGAU
This is a messenger RNA of Zingiber officinale, 614 nucleotides long. RefSeq names its product heavy metal-associated isoprenylated plant protein 2-like. The record is from RefSeq and is a predicted model, not a curated record. NCBI's taxonomy places the organism in Eukaryota, Viridiplantae, Streptophyta, Magnoliopsida, Zingiberales, Zingiberaceae. Bases 22 to 396 code for a protein of 124 amino acids. The transcript is spliced from 2 exons. Gene Ontology annotation, molecular function: metal ion binding.